GUGGGUUGCAGGUGUGGUGGCGGUCCCGAGUUUCUAGUCAGGCAGGAGCGCGAGACUUAAACUCCCCGCCCCCUCCGCUCCUCCUCUUCUCCAGUAGUCGCCGCCUCGUCGUAUGGACGAUGUAAGCCGCGAGGGGUUAAGCUGCCGAGGCGGGCAGCCAUGGCCACAACCCGGCGAUAAACGCGUCGCGGAACGCUCUGGAGCCUGCCUCUCUCGGCCUCGUCCCGUCCCCUCUUCCAGGGGGCGUGUUCGCGCGUGGGAGAGUCAGAGGGAAGCCUUCCUUGUUUCUCUCGCCUUCGGAGCGCCGCCAUGUCCAGCUCCUCCUCGCAGACCCCUCCUCACCACCAGCCCCCGCAGAGGAUGCGCCGUGGCGCCGCCGGGUCCCCUACCAGCGGUAACGCCGGAGUUUCGGUCGGUACUAAUGGGUCUGGCGGCGGAGGAAACAGCGGUGGCGGCGGAGGCGCCCCCGGUGGCGGCGCUGGGACUAGCCGGCUGCUCCAGCCGAUCCGUGCCACGGUCCCUUUCCAGCUCCUGAGGGGCAACCAGCACAGCCCGACUCGCUUGCCGACCUCCUCAGCCUCAGUGGGGAGUAAUACCGGCCCAGGAGGGCCGCGCGGCGCAGGGGGAGGAGGCGGGAACGGCGGCAGCCCGCCUCCGCCAGGCUCUACUUCGCCGUUGGCUCUGGCGGCGGCUGUUGCUGCCGCCGCCCCGCCGGGAGCAGGCGGGGUGGUAGAGCCGAGCAGGGUGAAGGUAAGACAGAGGCGCUCGCCCGACAGUAGCAGCACCGCUACCACUACCAACGGCGGCAGGCGGAGGAGCAGCUCACCUGAAAGAAGGAGCCCCAGUUCGCCCAUAUAUAGAGUGGACAGGCCAAAAGCCCAGCAAAUUAGGACUUCUAAUACCAUAAGACGGACCUCUUCGUUGGAUACAAUAACAGGACCUUACCUCACAGGACAGUGGCCACGAGAUCCCCAUAUACAUUAUCCUUCAUGCAUGAAGGACAAAUCCACUCAGACACCUAGCUGUUGGGCAGAAGAGGUAUUAGAAAAGAGAUCACAUCAGCGUUCAGCUUCAUGGGGGAGCGCUGAUCAACUAAAAGAAAUUGCCAAACUGAGGCAGCAGCUCCAGCGCAGUAAACAGAGUAGUCGUCACAAUAAAGAAAAAGAACGUCAGUCACCUCUCCAUGGCAACCAUAUAGCAAUCAGUCAGACUCAGGCUUCUCUCUCAAGAUCAGUCCCUAUGCCACUGUCAAACAUUUCAGUGCCAAAAUCAACAGUCUCACGUGUGCCGUGCAGUGUAGAAGGAAUAAGCCCUGAAUUAGAAAAAGUGUUCAUCAAAGAAAACAGUGGAAAGGAGGAAGUGUCCAAGCCCUUGGAUAUUCCUGAUGGUCGGAGAGCACCCCUACCUGCUCACUAUCGUAGCAGCAGCACACGAAGCAUUGACACACAAACACCUUCAGUCCAGGAACGCAGCAGCAGCUGUAGCAGCCAUUCUCCAUGCAUUUCUCCCUUUUGUCCUCCUGAAUCUCAAGAUGGGAGUCCUUGUUCUACAGAAGACAUGCUGUAUGACCGUGAUAAAGACAGUGGGAGUAGCUCACCGUUGCCCAAGUAUGCCUCCUCUCCUAAGCCCAACAACAGCUACAUGUUCAAACGAGAGCCCCCAGAGGGAUGUGAACGAGUGAAGGUCUUUGAGGAAGUGUCGACUCGUCAGCCUGUCUCAACCCCCCUCUUUUCAUGUCCUGACAAAAACAAAGUUAACUUCAUCCCAACUGGAUCAGCUUUCUGUCCUGUAAAACUCUUGGGUCCUUUACUCCCUUCUUCUGACCUGACUCUCAAAGGCUCUCCGAACUCUGGUCAAAGCACACCUCUGAGUACUCUGACUGUGGAGCAGCUUUCUUCUCGGGUUACUUUCUCUUCUCUGUUGGAUGACACCAGCACAAUGGACUCUCCAGAGGUCUUAGUACAACAGCCAUCCCAGCAAUCACCCCAGCUUUUGCAGGAACUACAGCCUGAGGAACACUCUCCUCAAAACUAUGUUGUAAUCUAGAGGAAAAUAGACUGUCAGUCUAAAACCCAACUGCAUGAGUGGCAACGUUUCCAGGAAAAGACAAAAGCUACUUAUCAGCAUCUUUCUAUAUUUCAAAGCUCUUCUUGGCAGGGACAGAAAUGCUCUGAUUCAGCAGAGGUUUUUUUUGUGUUGGUGGGGCGGGUAGCAGAGUGCUUGCAGAAUCUAUGUAUCAUUAAGCAUUUUAAGUGGAGACUAUGCAUUUCAUAGAAUGACCAGAGUAGUACUGUGUCCUGUGUUUUCUUUUUAAAAUUCUACAGUAUAAAUAAGCUCUGUAUCAAACAAAGGUUGCCUGUCUAAAUAGAAAAUGUCUUGCUGUGUUUUGUUCUAUAGAAGAUACUGUACUUCAGGAUUAUGUUUACAAUUUAUCCAGGUAUUUAUGUUUUGAAUUUCUGUAAUACAUUCAAUGCAAAAAAAAAAAGAAAAAACCCAAAAAGAAAAAAAAACGGCCACAACAGUUGCACAGUGCCCGCUCGAGGGCCUAGCUUCAGGUACUUCUCUUGAAGUCUAAAACUCAGGUAACUUGGAAUGUAUGUCAUACUGGGAUAUAAAAUAUUUUACAGCUAAAAAGCUAAAGAGGGAACAUCACUCUUCUGCCUUUUUAUUAUUUUAUGCAUUAAUAUUUCCUCAUUACAUUCCACUUCUUUGGGGAAAAAUGCAUUCAGAUCCAGGGGAGUGAGUGCUCUGGACAUGGGUGAACAUGAGGAAAACCAGCAAAUUCGUGGUGUACAGCAUCACGUCAUGUGGUUACGCGUAAAACAACGGUUGCAUUUCAUUUCAUUGUGAAAAUUAUGGCAUUGAAAAGUUUCAGGUGUUGCACAGUUAAUGACUGUUAAGCUGUUAUGAAUAAAAGUGUUCAGUACGACACUGUACGUAAGAGACAUUCCAUGGUGUGUGUGUGAGAGAGAGAGAGAGAGACCGAGACCCAAGGCAAGAAUGUUUUCGUUUGAUUUCCGCAGAUUUUCCAGGUUUGGGAGGUUGGUGAGAUUUUCCUCUCAAGCUUGUGCUGGUGAGUGAAGGUCGUGAAAUGCUACUGUUACAAUAUUAAGAGUCUAAUUAACAUUUAGUUUCUCUUUUGAGGAAAUAGUGAUUUGUGUUUUGGUUGCAAAAAAGAUUCUCAAUUCUUUUGACAAGCAAUGAAUGAUAAACUUUGUUUUAUCUAUAGAGUGGGCAUAUUGCACCUGGAUUAAGAAAAAUCUCUUAAGCAGCAUAUAAAGUUGUAUUUAAAACAGCAAAACAAAAAGUGGGGAAAAAAGCAAUAGUUGUUAAGUUAUACUAUCUAUUCAAAGUCUUUCUAGUGCCCUAGUAAAUUCCUUUCACAUUAGACAGACUGUGCUGGAGUUUGUCUUCACAGGGGCUGCGUACCCACGGAGCAUCCAGCUGCAUUUCUUUACUGCCACGCAGCUGUGAGAGCAGUGGUUUUGGAGGACCCCAAAGGCAAGAGGCAUUUAAUAUCCCCGUGUCUGUGCUUUCGGCUCUGUGCAAGUAGCUUUUUGCAAGAAGGCUUGACUCUUCUAUUCAGAAAUGGAAAAAAGUUGAUAUGACUGCAGCUGCUGCAGUGUUUAUGCCCGUUCCGUUACUUUCUUUUGAGGACAACUUGGGCGUGGGAAGAAGGGGAAUAGUAAAAAGGCCUCAAUGAAAGGUACCUAAGAAAAGUCAUGGAAAAUAAGUAGCUGCUAUAUGUUGUUGUAUGGCUUCCUUUGUAUUAUUACCAAAGAGUUUGGUAAAAACUUUUUAGGGAGGGUAGACCAGCGGCGCUUGUACAGUUGUUGUAUGACUGUAGAAGCAUGCUGAGUGAAAGUUAAAGAUCAGUUACUUUCACACAGUAAGUUUUGUUUUGUUUUUUCCUUUCAGGAAAAGGCAUCUAUCUAUAAUCUUGCUAAACUCAGGCUUUGGUGAAAGCACUAUAAUUUGUAUGUUAAAGCAUAAGGGAAGAGCAUUCAAUUCUUCUGACAAGUGUGCAUUCUUAUAAAGUUUUAAGUGUUAAAGUGCAUUUCCAUUUUUAUUCUUGGGUUGUUUCCAAAUGUAACAAUAGCUUGGUUCUUAAUGUUAGGGUUUAUGGAAAGCUCUGCCAGGUUAGAUCAAGAAUGAAUUCUGGUGUACAAUAUUUACAGUGAUACUGCUUGUUAUGUUGUUUCAUAAGAAGCUAAAUAUUAAUUAUCACUUCCAUUUGUUCUUAGCUGAUUGGAAAAUUCUGAAUAAAAUGUAUUAAAACAAA
This is a messenger RNA of Candoia aspera, 4282 nucleotides long. RefSeq names its product glucocorticoid induced 1 (gene GLCCI1). NCBI's taxonomy places the organism in Eukaryota, Metazoa, Chordata, Lepidosauria, Squamata, Candoiidae. The transcript has 8 exons. Bases 310 to 2046 code for a protein of 578 amino acids. The record is from RefSeq and is a predicted model, not a curated record. Gene Ontology annotation, cellular component: cytoplasm.